Messenger RNA from Entrophospora candida, 315 nucleotides. The record is from the annotation of a GenBank genome assembly. NCBI's taxonomy places the organism in Eukaryota, Fungi, Glomeromycota, Glomeromycetes, Entrophosporales, Entrophosporaceae.
AUGGAUAAACAAGACUUCAAGGAAUGUGGGCUGGAAAUAGGACUGGCAAUGAGGCUUGCAGACUUUGCUAAGAAGCUCAAUGACCAAAAUGAAAACUCAAGUAAUGAAUUUAAAAACUCUACAGUAGAAAAUCCUCCAACCAUUGCCAAAUUGGAUGUGAAACUCCUAGCCAAUAAUCUUGAUAAGAUUGUUCGUGGUGAAUUCCAAAAUAUUAAGGGGGAUAUAGAAAAGAUUAGGUGUCAGGUAGAAAAGAUUGAUAAUGCAGUGAAAAGUCUUGAACAAAGAGAUGAUAUCGAAGGAAGUGAACUUAGCUAA